AACCGAGAGAGAGAGAGAGAGAGAGUCUCAUUCUCAUUCUGUCUUUCCUUCCUAAUAUUCCAAAGUAUAAACACAUAAUUCCAGCCCUCUCUGUUGCCGGAGAUUCCAAUUUUGCGUCUUUUCAUUAGGGCUUUUGUCUUUAUUGCCUCUUCUCUUCUUAUUAUUACUUCAUAUCCAUCUUCAGAUAAUUCACCAAAUUAUAAAGGUACUCUUUUUUAUCCAUUUUUUCUCCUUCCUUAAGUAUUUUCUUAAUUAUUUGAACUUUCUGUAACUGAAAUCUGUGGUUGUAUUUGGGGAUUUUUUUUGUCUUUUCUUUUCUCUUCGUCGGGGUGAAAAUUGAUCGAUCGAUCGAAAUUCCAUGUUCGUUAUCAGAGCCCAGAAGCUGCUUUAGUACGAUGGAAUUCAAUCCGUUUCUUCUGAUCUGAGAUAUUCAACUCACUUUCUUUUCUCAAACUAUCGAAUUCUGCCUCAUUUGCCAAAUGGCGUCAGCCCAGGUUAACUCAAACAAGAUGAAGCGGUUGGAAUCGAAAAAAUCACAUUCCUGGCGGUGGGAUAGCCACAUCAGUCCCAAAAACUCCAAGUGGCUACAAGAAAAUCUUGAAGAAAUGGACCAUAGUGUCAAAAGGAUGUUGAAACUCAUAGAAGAGGACGCAGAUUCAUUUGCCAAAAAGGCCGAAAUGUAUUACAAGAAGAGGCCGGAGUUGAUCAAUCUUGUUGAAGAGUUUUAUCGUGUGCAUUGGUCAUUGGCCGAGCGUUAUGAUCAUGUGACUGGUGAACUUCGAAAAAAUAUUCCUUCAGAUCUUCAAUCUCAGGGCUCUGGCAUAUCUGAUGUUGGGUCCGAACCACCUUCAACUGUGCUGUCUCCUGAUCAAAGGCCAAUUCAACGUAAAUCUGGGCCACGUGCUGCUGGAUUUGAAUUCUUUCUCGGCACUGGUGGAAGUAGUUCGGAUUUAUGCACUAAAGGGGAGGAAUCAUCAUCGUUGGAUUCUGAAUCAGAAUCAGAUGAUUCAUCCGUUAAUAAUUAUUCAGGUACACAAAGCACUGAUGAGGAUCAGGGGUUGCGCCGAAGGAUUAUUGAGUUAGAAGCUGAGCACCGUGAGAUGAAAGAGAGACUCCGGAUGCAGCAGAAACAGAUUUCCAAAUUCUCUGUUAAGAAAGAUGAUGAAAAUUCUCAAGUUCUUGCUAAAUUAGUAGCAUGUGAAGAAGAAUUGAGUGCUGCAAAGGAAAAGAUACGACUAUCUCAAGAAGAAAUUAAUCUUCUGACAAUUGAGAUUCAAAAGUAUAAAUCUCUAGAAGAUUCAAGUGAUAUGAAGCAGAAAGAUGCUGAAGUUUUGAAUCCCGAUAUUGAAAUUGAAAGAUAUCAGACGAGAGAGCUUCAGAAAAAUGGAGACGGAUCAGAGCUGGAAGAUUCAGACACAGUGAACAAAAUACAGAAGCUCGAGGAUGAAUUGAGAAUUACACGAGCUAAGCUUUGUGAAUUGGAAAAGGAAGUUGCCAGUGCAAGGCAGGAACGUACGAAAAAGGACUCCAGCAUUCAAAAUUUGCAAGAUCAGCUCAAGUCAGCGCAGAAGGAGGUUUCUGUAUGGAAAACCAAAGUCGAGAGAGAGAAAAGAGAGGCUUCUAAGCUGCAGGACAGGAUUUUGAGGUAUAAAUCCAAUCUUGCUGACCGUGAUCAAGAAAUCAGAGGAUUGAAAGAAGCAAUAAACAACGCUAAUAAGAGCUUAUCAGACGAAAAUGAGCAACUUUUAACAGAAAUCACUAGAACCGUGAAGGAGCGAACUUAUUUAGAGGAUAAUCUAAAAGAAUUGGAUUUACGCUGCCAAAACUUAGAGGAGGACUUUAGGCGAGUCAAGGCUGGAAAAGAAGAGAUGGAAAAUAUGCUUGGAUCUCAAGUUGAGGAGUUGAAGGCAGAGAUAACUGAGAGAAAUGAUCACAGAGAAGAAUUAAAGAAAAGCUUCGAUGUGCUGAAACUGAAAUACGGCAUGCUGAUGGCGGAAAAAGAUGAUCUUAAUGCUAAGAUCGAUGCACUUUCUGCAGAGAUGAGUUCUAAAGAAGAUCAAGUGGAUAAGAUCAACGUUGAUUUGAUUGGUGCACGCGAAAUGGCAGAGGAUCUUCGAUCACGAGUUAAAGAAUUGGAAAUGGAGGUGGAGAAAAGGCAAGAAAUUAUCAUGGAAGGAGCGGAAGAGAAACGAGAAGCAAUAAGGCAGCUUUGCUUCUCACUUGAGCAUUACCAGAGUGGUUAUCAUGAACUUCGCAAGGCUGUUACAAGGCACCAGCGAUUACCCGUGAUGGCAUCCUAAGUUGCUAAUAGCUAAAGACCGUCGCGUUUCUUUGGUUUCCAUGCAUUCGCGCUUGUGAGUCUCUCUUUUCUUUCUUUUAUUAUUAUUUUUUAUUUUUGGUUAAACUCCGCGAGUUCUAUGGCUUGUGUACAAUCCCAUCUUCUAUUCUUAACAGUUUUUGAGCUCUCUGUAAGUGAACAAUUGUAAUACAGGUGCCUGUCCAUUCAUGAUAUGGUUACUCUCGUCUACUCAAUUUGUUCA
Molecule: messenger RNA, 2540 nt
Organism: Olea europaea var. sylvestris
Lineage: Eukaryota; Viridiplantae; Streptophyta; Magnoliopsida; Lamiales; Oleaceae
Product: protein NETWORKED 4A-like
Exons: 4
Coding region: 480-2300 (606 amino acids)
Cellular component (GO): vacuolar membrane
Molecular function (GO): actin binding
Source: RefSeq, a predicted model, not a curated record